AACAAUUCUCCGACUUUCUCCCUUCAAACAUUGGCCAUUAUGAGCCAUAGUAUUGGCACCUCACACGACCAUGGAUGAGAUACUUCCACCACAGCUGGACUCUCUUCAUCGUUCUGGACUAAUGACUCAAAGACUUCGCACUUGCGCCUAAAGAACUUAUCCACGAAGCUAUUCACGGCAACAUCACCAGCACAAGACUGAGUGGCUGCGUCAUAGUCACGGCCCAUCGCGCGACCUCAGAAAGCCGGCCCCGUCGCAUCGCUUAGGGGAUCCUGACAAUGGGCAGCACAUCAUGGCCGGCAAGAAACGCCGACGCGCCGGCUCAGUAGCAGCCGGGCUGGACACAACAACUCCUCUAGAAGACGAGCUUCAGCUCCGGCAACAACACCAGAAGCAGCAGCUGGGCGAUGCCAUCAUGUGCAACUUUGCCGUCCGGGAUCGCGACGAGCGUGAUUUCUUUGCGGACUGUAUGAUUCACGGGCGUGCGCCACGCGAGGAUAUCAUGCAGAUGUGGCGGGACAGUCUUAUGCACGGGGUCAACGCAUGGGAUCAGCUCUUUUCCUGUGCGCAAAGUCUGCAGCAGCAAUACCACCGCCGCCACCACCACCAUCACGCGGCUACGGGUGGCCUCUUCGCUGGCUGUGAUGGCUCGCUGGAAGGCACCGAUCUGCUUGGGUUCAUUGCGAGUGUGCUUGCUAUGAGACGUGGGAUGAAGAAGGAGCGUGGUCGUCGUCGUCGACAUGGACAGGUACAGACAUCGCCGGAUGAAGGUCAGCAUGGCGAGGGGGGAAAGACAGGACAGCCUGCCAGCCUGGAACCUAAAGAGUCCAAAGUUACAGAGCUGGGCUUGAAAAAGCGCGUUGCAAAAAAGAGAUCGAAGAAAGCGGCGGAGUCGCCGUACUGGUCGGCCACUCCUGCGAGCGGCGAUGAGAGAACACCAGACGUGGAUUCAGAUCUGCGAAAACAACUCAAUGAGAAGCAGAGCCCAAGGAAGGUCGAGCGGCGCCGUUCUCGUCGACAAAGCAUAGCCGACAUCAGUAACACCAGUAACAUUGGCGGCCUGCUCGUCGACCGCGCCGCAGCUUUACCUAAAGACCUUGAAGCCACAGCCACGGCUGAACACUCACCACUUUUGGCGGCCGUCCCUUCGCAACCCAACACGACCCAAGUUCUCAACCUUAGCCGGAAAGUCAAAAUCUCGAGACAGCCCGAAACACCCAAACGAGUGACAUGCUCCUCCUUCUUCACCACACCGACGCCAACAAAAGCAGCACCCAUUGCUGCGACGACGCUCUCAGCAUUAAAGACCAAAACCCCCCGCCCGCCUCGCGGUACCGUGAGCUGCCUGCCUUUCCCGCGCCUCGACGCGCCGUCUUUCGGACUCGCCCAGGAGCGAUACACGCACGACCCCUUCCGGCUGCUGAUUGCAGUCACGUUCUUGAUCCGCACGGCGGGGCGGACCUCGAUGCCCGUGUUCCGCGAGCUGAUGGACAAGUACCCCACGCCGCGGGCCCUGGCGGACGCCGAGCCGGCCGAGAUUGAGCUCAUGAUCCGCCAUCUGGGACUCUCGAACAACCGCACUGCCACGAUCCAAAAGUACGCGAGGCUGUGGGGGGAGAACCCCCGCAGCCUGGGGUGCGACGGCCGAGAUGUCCGUGCCGGGGAGCGGCUGGAGGCUAGUGACCCGCGAGAGUCUGCUUGGGAGAUUGGCCACCUAACUCAGGGCCGCUACGCGAUCGAUAGCUGGCGGAUUUUUUGCCGGGAUGUAUUCUUGGGCAGGGCGAGUAAUGAUGAUCCCAAUGGCGGUGAUACGGGAGACGACAAAGAUGAUGAAGGAAGUAUCCCGAAGAAGACAAAGAAGAAGAAACCAGUCAAGCGGAGGAGGGCGGUGAAUAAGACCCAGAGCAACUUCCAGCCUGAGUGGAUGCGGGUACUACCAGAGGACAAGGAACUACGAGCUUAUCUACGGUGGAUGUGGAUGCGGGAAGGGUGGGAGUGGGAUCCUCACACCGGCGAGCGGACUGUUCUAUCCGCGGAGAUGGCUGAUGCCGUACAAGAUGGGAGAGUAGUCUGGGAUAACACAGGCAAGCUGGUAAUUGUGCCUCAGGAGAGUGAAGAGCUUGAGGUAGAGAGUCUGUCCCGAUGAUGGCGGCGGUAUGGUGCCGGGUUCAUGUCGAGGAUGAGGCCUAUGAUGGUUGAGAGGUAUUUUGGACAACUGAAAUAUACCUCCAUGGUCUUUGAGCAUCGACAAGACAUCAUCGGUCACUAUGAGGAGACUGAAAAUCAAUAUGUGGGUGUCUCUUGCUGACCGUUGUUGCAAUAUGUGGGCUCCCUGGCGCAAAGUGUGUACAGCACAACUGCGAAACGCAAAAUCAAUGGCAGAAUGAGGUUGCAUUUCUACAACUUCAGAACAGGACAUAAUGGCCCCCG
Messenger RNA from Microdochium trichocladiopsis, 2430 nucleotides. RefSeq lists its product as uncharacterized. Gene Ontology annotation, molecular function: DNA binding; catalytic activity. Gene Ontology annotation, biological process: base-excision repair. NCBI's taxonomy places the organism in Eukaryota, Fungi, Ascomycota, Sordariomycetes, Xylariales, Microdochiaceae. Bases 293 to 2146 code for a protein of 617 amino acids. The transcript has 2 exons. Gene Ontology annotation, cellular component: nucleus. The record is from RefSeq and is a predicted model, not a curated record.